Molecule: messenger RNA, 634 nt
Organism: Notothenia coriiceps (black rockcod)
Lineage: Eukaryota; Metazoa; Chordata; Actinopteri; Perciformes; Nototheniidae
Product: ras-related protein Rab-17-like
Exons: 3
Molecular function (GO): GTPase activity; GTP binding
Source: RefSeq, a predicted model, not a curated record
GCAGUCAGACACGGCAGAGAAGACAUUACUACAUCUCUGACAGAGUUUGGAGUAGUUGUUGCUACAGGAGACGGAGGACUGCUGAAUCAGGACUUGAGGACCUUCUGGGACUUUUUACUAUCUUGUCCGUCUGUAUGUCAUGGUUAUUACUCUUUUGAAACAAAGUGAACUUUUGAUGGGGGAAAAGCUCCCAAAGGUGCCAGGAGACCCCGAUCUCCGCAGUGACACUUUGAGCAGACCGAUGCGGACCCUCAGGGUUAAGAUGGUUCUUCUGGGGGGCUCUGGUGUGGGAAAGUCCAGCCUGGCCCUGCGGUUCUGCAAGGAUGAGUUCAGGAGGACAUCACCUACUGUAGGCUGUGCAUACCUCACACAGUUGGUGCAUCUGCGUGAAGCCACUCUUCGCUUUGAGAUUUGGGACACGGCAGGGGAGGAAAAGUACCACAGUGUCACCCCCCUUUACUACAGAGGAGCCCACGCUGCACUGCUGGUCUAUGAUAUCAGCAAAAGGGACACAUUUAUCAGAGCUCAAGUGUGGCUCAGAGAGCUGGAGAAGCAGUACUUCUCAGGAUCCACCGUCCUGUGGCUGGUGGGCAACAAGGGCGACCUGGAACAGCAUCGGCAAGUGUCAGCGCAG